CCUGCAGAGAGCUGUCAGCCUCCAGAAACACACCUGAUUUAGAUCAGAGCUCAAACUAGUUUCACUUCUAAGAAAGAGAAAGUCAUACAGUCAUCGCCACUGAGAGCUAAAAUGGCUCAGAAAGGAGUUCAGCUGGAUCCAGAAACCUUCUCUUGUUCGAUCUGUCUGGAUCUAUUAAAGGUUCCAGUGACUCUUUCCUGUGGACACAGCUACUGCAUGAGCUGCAUUAAAAUACACUGGGAUGAAGAGGAUCAGAAGAAAAUCCACAGCUGCCCUCAGUGCAGGAAAACCUUCAUACCGAGGCCUGUCCUGGAGAAAAACACCAUGUUAGCAGCUUUAGUGGAGCAGCUGAAGAAGACUGGACUCCAGGCUGCUCCUGAUGAUCACUGCUAUGCUGGACCUGAAGAUGUGGCCUGUGAUUUCUGCACGGGGAAGAAACUGAAAGCCCUCAAGUCCUGUCUGGUCUGUCUGGCCUCUUAUUGUGAGAAACACCUCCAGCCUCACUAUGAUGUAGCUCCAUUAAAGAAACACAAGCUGGUCCAACCCUCCAAAACACUACAAGAGAACAUCUGCUCUCGUCAUGAUGAGGUGAUGAAGAUGUUCUGCCGCACUGAUCAGCAGAGUAUCUGUUAUCUCUGCUCAGUGGAUGAACAUAAAGGCCACGAUACAGUCUCAGCUGCAGCAGAAAGGACUGCGAGGCAGCGAGAGCUCAAGGUGAGUCGACAAAACAUCCAGCAGAGAAUCCAGGACAGAGAGAAAGAUGUGAAACUGCUUCAACAGGAGGUGGAGGCCGUCAAUCGCUCUGCUAAUAAAGCAGUGAAGGACAGUGAGAAGAUCUUCACUGAGCUGAUCCGUCUCCUCCAGAAAAGAAGCUCUGAUGUGAAGCAGCAGAUCAGAUCCCAACAGGAAACUGAGGUGAGUCGAGUCAAAAAGCUUCAGGAGAAGCUGCAGCAGGAGAUCACUGAGCUGAAGAGGAAAGACGCUGACCUGAAGCAGCUCUCACACACAGAGGAUCACAACCAGUUUCUACACAACUACCCCUCACUGUCACAACUCAGUGAACCUACAGACUCAUCCAGCAUCAAUAUCCGUCCUCUGAGAUACUUUGAGGAUGUGACAGCAGCUGUGACAGAGCUCAGAGAUAAACUGCAGAACAUCCUGAAGGAGGAAUGGACAAACAACUCACUGACAGUCACUGAAGUGGAUGAUUCACAACCAGAGCCCAAGACCAGAGCUGGAUUCUUAAAAUAUUCACGUGAAAUCACACUGGAUCCAAACACUGCACACACAUUUCUGUUAUUAUCUGAGGGGAACAGAAAAGCAACAUGCACAUUCCCAGGACAGGCUUACUCUAGUCACCCAGACAGAUUCACUGAUUAUUGUCAGGUCCUGAGUAGAGAGAAUCUGACUGGACGUUGUUACUGGGAGGUGGAGUGGAGCAAGGGAGGAAGAGUUCAUGUAGCAGUCUCAUACAAGAACAUCAGAAGAAAUAAUAAUAAUAAUAAAUUUGGACAAAAUGACAAAUCUUGGGCGUUAGAUUAUGACUAUGACAAUUAUAAGUUUUGGUUCAACAACAUCUCCACUCCUGUCUCAGGUCCUCUGUCUCCCAGAGUCGGAGUGUACCUGGAUCACAAAGCAGGUAUUCUGUCUUUCUACAGCGUCUCUGAAAUCAUGACUCUCCUCCACAGAGUCCAGACCACAUUCACUCAGCCUCUCUAUGUUGGACUUUGGUUUGGGGAUUUUGGAGUCACAGCUGAAUUCCGUAAAAAAGAGAAAGUCAUACAGUCAUCGACACUAAGAGCUAAAAUGGCUCAGAAAGGAGUUCAGCUGGAUCCAGAAACUUUCUCUUGUUCGAUCUGUCUGGAUCUACUAAAGGUUCCAGUGACUCUUUCCUGUGGACACAGCUACUGCAUGAGCUGCAUUAAAAUACACUGGGAUGAAGAGGAUCAGAAGAAAAUCCACAGCUGCCCUCAGUGCAGGAAAACCUUCAUACCGAGGCCUGUCCUGGAGAAAAACACCAUGUUAGCAGCUUUAGUGGAGCAGCUGAAGAAGACUGGACUCCAAGCUGCUCCUGAUGAUCACUCUCGUCAAGAUGAGGUGAUGAAGAUGCUCAAGGUGAGUCGACAAAACAUCCAGCAGAGAAUCCAGGACAGAGAGAAAGAUGUGAAACUGCUUCAACAGGAGGUGGAGGCCGUCAAUCGCUCUGCUAAUAAAGCAGUGGAGGACAGUGAGAAGAUCUUCACUGAGCUGAUCCGUCUCCUCCAAAAAAGAAGCUCUGAUGUGAAGCAGCAGAUCAGAACCCAGCAGGAAACUGAGGUGAGUCGAGUCAAAGAGCUUCAGGAGAAGCUGCAGCAGGAGAUCACUGAGCUGAAGAGGAAAGACGCUGACCUGAAGCAGCUCUCACACACAGAGGAUCACAACCAGUUUCUACACAACUACCCCUCACUGUCACAACUCAGUGAACCUACAGACUCAUCCAGCAUCAAUAUCCGUCCUCUGAGAUACUUUGAGGAUGUGACAGCAGCUGUAACAGAGCUCAGAGAUAAACUGCAGGACAUCCUUAAGGAGGAAUGGACAAACAUCUCACUGACAAUCACUGAAGUGGAUGUUUUACUGUCUGAUUCACAACCAGAGCCCAAGACCAGAGCUGGAUUCUUAAAAUAUUCAUGUGAAAUCACACUGGAUCCAAACACUGCAAAGACAUAUCUAUUAUUAUCUGAGGGGAACAGAAAAGCAACAUGCACAUUCCCAGGACAGGCUUACUCGAGUCACCCAGACAGAUUCACUGAUUAUUGUCAGGUCCUGAGUAGAGAGGGUCUGACUGGAUGUUGUUACUGGGAGGUGGAGUGGAGCAAGACAGGAACAGUUCAUGUAGCAGUCGCAUACAAGAACAUCAGCAGAGCAGGAGGCUCGGAUGAAUGUGCAUUUGGACACAAUGACAAAUCUUGGGCGUUAGAUUGUAACAAAAACAGUUAUAAGUUUUGGUUCAACAACAUCUCCACUCCCGUCUCAGGUCCUCAGUCCUCCAGAUUCGGAGUGUACCUGGAUCACAGAGCAGGUAUUCUGUCUUUCUACAGUGUCUCUGAAACCAUGACUCUCCUCCACAGAGUCCAGACCACAUUCACUCAGCCUCUCUAUGUUGGACUUAGGUUUAACUUUAUUGGAGACACAGCUAAGUUCUGUAAACUGAAGUAGACAAAAACUAUUUCAGACUUCAUGUGUCAGAUUCUGUGUUUGUAUUUCUUCAAUUUGUUUCUUUCCAUUGUUUCUUAGAGGUUGUUGCUGUGGUGUGACAA
This is a messenger RNA of Scomber japonicus (chub mackerel), 3296 nucleotides long. Its product is annotated as E3 ubiquitin/ISG15 ligase TRIM25-like. Gene Ontology annotation, molecular function: protein binding; zinc ion binding. The transcript has 2 exons. Lineage: Eukaryota; Metazoa; Chordata; Actinopteri; Scombriformes; Scombridae. The record is from RefSeq and is a predicted model, not a curated record. The coding region runs from base 112 to 3195 and encodes 1027 amino acids.